Magallana angulata is the source of this 1276-nucleotide messenger RNA. RefSeq names its product profilin-2-like. The record is from RefSeq and is a predicted model, not a curated record. Gene Ontology annotation, molecular function: actin monomer binding. The transcript has 2 exons. NCBI's taxonomy places the organism in Eukaryota, Metazoa, Mollusca, Bivalvia, Ostreida, Ostreidae. Gene Ontology annotation, cellular component: cell cortex. The coding region runs from base 259 to 696 and encodes 145 amino acids.
AUAAGCAAAUGGACGAGGUGAUAUUUGUUUAGGACCAGUUAUUUGGGAUUUAAGUUAUUCCAAAUGUAUUCAUAGUCUUUGCGAUGAUAUCUUGUUUCCACAGUACAAAGGCCUUACUUUAAUUCAGUUAAUCGAUAUGUAUCUCGAAUACGUAUAUAUUCGAUUUGUCGCCUAGUUGAAUUGAACGUUGAUAAAAACGUAUUCAAGAUUUGCGCACUCAUUAAAUAGCGUGUGAGAAAAAUUCCCAUCGAUCCCUUUAUGAAACAGAAUGGUGCUCAAGCCUCGGAUGAAAUGAGCACCGGGAUGUCGCCUGCUUGGUCAGAAUACGUCACCAAUGUCCUGAUAGAGAGUGGAUACGUCUCCCGGGCCGCCAUUGUCGGCAGCGAUGGACGCCGAUGGGCCGCAUCUCCCACUUUGGAACUGUCUUCUGCAGAGGUGAAAGCCAUCGCAAGCGGAUUCGUGGAACCAAACAGUCUCCGCCUAGAUGGAAUAUCACUUUGUGGUAAACUCUACACGUGCACGAGAAUGGACAGUGUGGUAAUGGUGGGGCGGGAGGGGGCCUCAGGGUCGGGCUGUAUAGUGUACCGGUGCAGGAACUCGCUGGUGAUCGGGGUAUACGAGGACGGCGUCCACCCGGGCGGGUGCUACAACAUGAUUUGUAAAGUUGGGGAUUAUCUGCGGGAGCAUGGACUCUGAAAGACAUUAAGAGCGAUUCGUGGAAAUCUCUCAAAGACUGCACGGGCUCGGUUUUCCCAGCCCAUUUCAAGAUGCGCACCUUCAUGGAGUGUAGAUAUUUAUCUAGAACUACAUGUUCAUUUGAUGUCAGAUCGGUGAUUAUGCUACAUCGUGAGAAAGUUGAUUUAAAAACCGACAAUGUAAUAAUCAAACAAUGGAAAAUUUACUCCGGCUUAACAGACUCUACAAAUGUAUUAAAUUGGAUUAUUGUGAUUUCUUUGUAAAGUCGAUUAGUGUUGUUUAAGUAGGCACAAUGGCCUAUUAUGACAUUGUUAUUUUUUAGUGUAACAAAUAGGACCAUAUUUCUGCGGCUGUUGAUCUAACAUCCAUUAGUUAAAGUUGGUCUUUCUCCAUUGAAAGUCUGCAGUCCUUUUGAAACAUAGCUGGGUACCUUUUACCUACGGUGAGGCCACCGAGACGCAGAAACGGACAAGUCAUUGUCGAUAUUGAACUUCUUAAUUUUGUAAUUUAAAGCUCUCAGCUCCCUAUGUAUUUUGUACCAUUUGGUAUUUGACGUUAUAUUAAACGCUCCCAUACCAUC